Molecule: messenger RNA, 897 nt
Organism: Drepanopeziza brunnea f. sp. 'multigermtubi' MB_m1
Lineage: Eukaryota; Fungi; Ascomycota; Leotiomycetes; Helotiales; Drepanopezizaceae
Source: RefSeq, a predicted model, not a curated record
AUGUUCUUGCCAAUGGCACGCGAAGCCUCUUCUGGCCCUCAGAAGUCACGAAGCCGAUCAUUCAAUCCUCCCACCACGUCACCGAUGCCUGCAUUGGCUCUCUCGGCCCUCGAGCCUAAUUCUCCAUCCUUCCAGCCCGCUUACCACCUCGCACUUUACCUACCAAUUGGACAGACCGAAGCCGAAGCCGAAUCCCAACAAGACCUGCAAAACAGCAUAGUCCUGACUAACGCAUCAGAGGAGGACUACCUCGUCGUUUCCGCGACCCCCUCCGUCCAAGUUUUGCCCACUUCGUCAGUUCAGCCAACCCUACCACAGUUCACUAGCAUGUCCGAAUUCGCAGGAGAAUACCCAUCAUUGAGAAGACCAAUCUCAACCCCCCAAGACCCCUUCAACAUCUCCUUCUUCGAUCCCACCGAUGAGGGAAUAGCCUUCAUCGAUCUGAUCAUGUCUCAUCCCGUACCAGAUCUCACCGCGGACGAGACCGACAUCCUGCGCGAGGCAUGUGCUCUGUUCACCUGGGACGCCUUCCUUGCUCCAAACGCUAUCAACCUCUCGCCCGCCCCCCUUACCAUCACCAUCCGUCCAUUCGAGCAGUUCCUCACCCAACACCUGGCCCAGACCCAGCAGCUGCUCGCGUCAACCCAGCCUCGCAGCCUCCAGCUACUCAGCGCUCUCGCUCGGCAACGACACACCCUCGGCAUCAGAGUCGCUCAGCAGCUGAUCGGCAGCCUGACCGCUCGCAACUUGGAGGAGAGCCAGGUGCAGGGACUGGUGAGCUUCUACUACGGGGCGCUGAAGCGGCGUUGGGACGAGCUGGUACUGCUGGCUGAUGGAGUCACGGAGGAGAGAGGUCGGGACUUUAGGCAGGGGGGUUGGAUUGGAGGCUUGGAGUAG